CGGGCAGCCGGGGUUUCCGCGGGGGCUGGGUGUGGCCGUUAGCGGCCGGGUGGCGGCGUGCCGCCAUGUUGCGCGGUCUGGGCUCAUGGCUGGGACUGGAGCGGGGGGGCGAGGAGAAGCUUCUCCCGGCAGAGGAGAGGAGCAGCUCCGCCGAGGAGGAGGAGGUGGCGGAACCGGCCGUGCAGGGCUCGGAGGGAGCGGAGCUGCAGGUGGACUCGGAGGCGCUGCUCGGCCAGGCCAAGGGACUCGGCAGUUACCUCUUCAAUUUUGCCACUGCUGCUACAAAAAAGAUAUCUGAUUCCGUUGCUGAAACAGCACAGACGAUAAAGAAGUCUGUAGAAGAAGGAAAAAUUGACAGUAUCAUAGAUAAGACAAUUAUCGGAGAUUUUCAGAAGGAACAGAAAAAAUUUGUCCAAGAGCAGCAAACAAAAAAAUCAGAAGCAGCAGUUCCUCCCUGGGUAGACAGCAAUGACGAAGAGACAAUUCAACAACAAAUAUUGGCCUUAUCAGCAGAUAAACGCAACUUUCUGCGGGAUCCUCCAGCAGGUGUGCAGUUCAAUUUUGACUUUGAUCAAAUGUAUCCUGUUGCAAUGGUGAUGUUACAAGAAGACGAGCUUCUCAACAGGAUGAGGUUUGAUCUUGUUCCCAAACAUGUAAAGGAGGAAGUGUUCUGGAGAAAUUAUUUCUACAGAGUAUCCCUUAUUAAACAGUCUGCUCAACUCACCGCACUUGCAGCUCAACAGCAAGCAGCAGGAAAAGAAGAGAACAAAGGCAGAGAAGAGGAUAGUCAACUGAAAGAAACAGUACGGCCAAAAACACCACCUGUUACAAUAAAGCCUCAAAUAAAAUCUCAAGAGGAUGAGGAAGAGAUCUCCACAAGUCCAGGUGUAUCAGAAUUUGUGAGUGAUGCUUUUGAUGCCUGUAAUCUGAAUCAGGAAGACCUAAGAAAAGAAAUGGAACAGCUGGUCCUAGGCGAAAAGAGAGAAGAGACUUCAGUAGUAGAAGAAGAAACUGCUGAUUGGGAAAAGGAAUUACAGCAACAGCUUCAAGAGUAUGAGGUUGUGACAGAAUCAGAAAAACCUGAUGAAAACUGGGAUAAGGAAAUAGAAAAAAUACUACAAGAAGAAAAUUAAGCAUUUUCACAAAAAUCACUAUAAACCUAAGCUUUUUCUGAGGACUGACAUGGAUUUCUGCUUUCAUAUUUUGCUUACGAAAGACCUUCAAAAGACAUAAUCUAAAAUGGUUAUAAUUCCAUAUGGGAAUACGACUAUUAUUUCUGUUCUUUAUAUGAGCAGUUUCUGAACUUCUACAUUCUUGAAAAGACAAAAAAAAAAAAAUACAAAAAAAAAGGAGACAGACACUGCAGGUUAUAAGUCAUCAUUAAAAGCUAUAACAUUACAUGAGGCAACAGUUUAGUUUGAGGCAUUUUAGGUGGUCAAGAAGCUCUGCAGAGAGAUUUCUAAAUCUAAGAAUCUCAAUUUGUUUGUCUACAACCUUCUGUCUGGGAUGUAAAAAUGGAUGUUGUAAGUAAUGUAAUCCUUGAAAAUCUCUCAUCAAUUUGCUGUCUUUGCUCUGUAUAAUCUGUAAAUGUGUACUAUUUUUAAGGUACUUGUAACUAGUUGCUUUCAUGUGUAUUUAAAUUCCUUUAUGUAUGUAGCCAAAGAAUUUGUAGAAAGCCCUAUCAAAUAACUUCCAGUAAUCUGCAAUACAAAAACACUAAUUCAGACUCCCAAAUACUGAUUUAUUAUUGAUCAGAUAGGGUUAACUGGCCAACAUUUAAGCAUUUAAAUAAGAACAGAGUUAUUAACUGUUUGAAUUAAACUGUUUUGUUAAAUCAUCUCAUUAAGACAAUGCCUUUCCCCACAGAGAGAAAGGGUUUAGUGCAUUCUUUCUUCAGAGGAGUGUUACGUUUCCGCUUAAUUUUGCUGUCUGAGUGAGAGAAAAUUAAAUGUUUCUCUUUAAGUGCUGAAACAUUUAUGUAAAAACUUUGGCUGAUUUGGACAUCUUUAUUAAAUACUGUAGAUAUGUUGUAGAUAUGACUCUUAUCUGGAGGGAGGGCAGUGAGGAGCAAGCAUAUUUCAGUCUUAUACAGAUUUAAAAAAUAUACUUUGUCGCAGUGCUUAAGACACGGAAUUUAAAUAAAACAUAGGGUUUUUUAAAAGAUUUUUUUUUAUUCUUCUUAGGCACCUGGAUGUUUCCUGUGAUUUUACCAUUAAGUCAGUGUCUUUAUGUAUAUGGAUGAAAAAUUUGAUGUUCUGUUCGUCAUCUGUUUCAUAAACCUCUUGACAAAACAUUCAUGAAGUUCCAAAUAUAAAGGAAAAUGGGUAAAAUGAAGUAGGUAGGAGCCAUUAACCACAAAUGAAUUAUAGGCAUGUUAUAUACAGUACACUCUGUCUUAAUGACAUAAUUCUGCAGAGAACUUUUGUAGAGAGUGAAAAGAUUAUAGCUGUAAUUAUUCAGUCAAUAUUCAUCCCGUGGGAACUAAAGAGAGCUGAGUAGUUUUAACUGUGGUUAACUGCAAGAAGGGACUAUUUAAAAUCAUCUCUAUUAGCAACAUGGACAGAAAGCCCUCCUGCAUUUCUCAGUGUGGAAAAUCAAUUGUUUUAAACCUACAAACAUUUGACUUCUCAAAGUAGUUUAUUACCAUACACUGUCUCAACUACAAAUCAUGUUAAGCAUGAUUUGUAUUUUUAUAAUGUUCUUCACUUCUAGUUAACAGAUGCAAGAGAAGUUGUGGGAAAUAAGAGGUACUUCAGGAGCUUUUUCUAUACCUGUGAUUAAUUAAAGGCCACAAAACUUAAAUCUGUUAUGCUUAUAAAAGUCAGACUAUUCAAAGCUUAAUGUUUACUCUUGACAAAUACAACUGCUCAGAUUUAAGGUGGAGACAUUGGGAUCUGUCUACUGUACAGUUUGACAUGACACCUUCUAAAAAAACAGUUCUAUUCUUAUAUUGGCAAGACUUUCCUGGUUGACUAAGAGCUCAAAAUCACUGCUCCGAAUGUCUGCUUUUGAUUGCAGAUUUCGAAACUAACCUUUGAGAAACAGGGAAAAGAUUGCCUAGGAUCCAUUUAGUUAGGCUUGGAACAGCGAUACAGCUUUCUUCCAACAUAAUAUCUCUGUUUUUUCUGUGCACCAAAGCAUCCUCUUCAUCUAUGACCUUACUCGUCCAGUUGCUAUUAAAAUGCAUAUGGGUUUUCUUGACUCGGCAAUUUGUUUGGAGGAAAAAGAAAACACACAUAAAAUCCUAGAAUAAAGUACAGUAAAAUGUU
Molecule: messenger RNA, 3269 nt
Organism: Cuculus canorus (common cuckoo)
Lineage: Eukaryota; Metazoa; Chordata; Aves; Cuculiformes; Cuculidae
Gene: SYAP1
Product: synapse associated protein 1
Exons: 9
Coding region: 66-1133 (355 amino acids)
Cellular component (GO): synapse; cytoplasm
Source: RefSeq, a predicted model, not a curated record